CAAAGUGAGGAGGAGGAGCCGGGGGAGGAAUCUGAGGGGACCCCGGGGUUCUUUUUAAAAUGUGAUGGAGGGAAGGGAGACCCCGACCCGACCUAGCCGUACCACUCCCACCAGCCCCAGGGUCAACCCUGCUCUGGUGAAGCGCCCCCGUUUCCAGACACUGGCUCGCUUCUGGGAGGGUCAAGACGUUCUAGCUCGGUGGACAGACGGACUGCUGUACCUGGGCAUCAUCAAGAAGGUGGAUAGCACACAGGAGACGUGCCUGGUCCGCUUUGAAGAUAACUCCCAGUUCUCAGUGCUGUGGAAGGACAUCUUUCCUCCCGCCGUCCCGGGGAAGGAGCAGCUGUGCUGCGUGUGUAACUCACAGUCGUGUACCUCUGACAAUAAACUCGUGCAUUGUGGGAAGUGCAAGCACGGUGAGGACAAAACUAGCUCAUUGCCUUCUGUCAUCUCCGCUUCAUGGUGUUAG
This is a messenger RNA of Nanorana parkeri, 469 nucleotides long. RefSeq names its product PHD finger protein 1-like. The record is from RefSeq and is a predicted model, not a curated record. NCBI's taxonomy places the organism in Eukaryota, Metazoa, Chordata, Amphibia, Anura, Dicroglossidae. Bases 65 to 469 code for a protein of 134 amino acids. The transcript is spliced from 4 exons.